This is a messenger RNA of Anastrepha obliqua, 2607 nucleotides long. RefSeq names its product ecdysone 20-monooxygenase (gene shd). The record is from RefSeq and is a predicted model, not a curated record. The transcript has 8 exons. Gene Ontology annotation, molecular function: iron ion binding; monooxygenase activity; oxidoreductase activity, acting on paired donors, with incorporation or reduction of molecular oxygen. Bases 539 to 2188 code for a protein of 549 amino acids. NCBI's taxonomy places the organism in Eukaryota, Metazoa, Arthropoda, Insecta, Diptera, Tephritidae.
CAUUUAAAGGUUUGCAGGCGGCAAGCAAGCGAACCAGUGUCGAUGCUAUAAGAACGGCCGGGCGGACGGAAGCAAAAAAUAUUGUAUUCAGUAAUAAAUAAAUAAAGCAAUGAAAACAGCUGAUACGGAUAUCAGUGAUGAAAAAUAGAAGUUGCAAGUGCAUAAAACAUGAGCUGAGAGAAAACCAAAUCAACAAUAACUCCAACGAAAGUCGUGGGCGUUUGAGGAAGAAAGUGAUAAAAACUAAAUUUGAAACAGUCGGGUUUAAAUCAACCAAAGGAAGUGUGCAAUAGAAAAUGCUUACAAUCAUGUUUUAAAAAAAUUAUUAUUAUAUAAUGGAUUAAAAAUGUGUUAAUGCCUGUUAGAAGCAAAAGUGAUAAGGGUCCAAGAUCCAUUGAGAAGAAUUAAAAAUUCAACUUGUUUUUUGUUGACAUUGGUGGAGCUGCACAAAUUUGUAUUUGGCACGAAUUUUAAUGGUGUUACAAAAAUAAUUAUAAAAGAAUUAUCUUACUGUCAAAUAGGAAACAAGCGUGCUCCCAUGGUUAUGGCCGUGAUUUUAUUGAUCGCAAUCGCAAUACUUUUGGCUUUCUAUUGCAACUUUGAUUUGGGCAAAGUAGCCACCGCCUAUUUGAAGCCGCUGCUUACACGCUGCCGCGAGCGAAAUGGGAAGUUAGACGCCGCCACCAGUUCGGCAAGUACAUCGGACGAUUAUUAUCAUGCGAAGGAAAUUCCUCGUCCACGCGGUGUCUGGGACAUUCCAGGACCGUUGGCGAUACCCUUUCUCGGCACCAAAUGGGUAUUCUUCGUCUUCUUUAGCAAAUACAAAAUGUCGCUGAUGCACGAGAUGUACGCAGACUGGCAUCGCAAGUACGGCCAAAUCGUUUUGGAAGUGCUGACUUCAGGCUUACCGAUUGUGCAUUUAUUCGAACGCAACGACUUGGAAAAGGUGUUGAAAUACCCAAGCCGUUAUCCCUUUCGGCCGCCCACUGAAAUUGUCGUCAUGUAUCGGCUAUCGCGACCCGAUCGAUAUUCUAGUUUGGGCAUCGUGAAUGAACAAGGUCCCACCUGGCAAAAGCUACGCUCUUCGCUCACUUCCUACAUAACAUCGCCGCGCAUUCUCUAUAAUUUCCUGCCCGCUCUCAAUGUCGUUUGCGAUGACUUUAUCGAGCUGUUACGUCAUCAACGCAAUCCCCAAACAUUUGAAGUGUACAAUUUUGAGGAUAUCGCCAAUCUAAUGGGUCUGGAAGCGGUUUGCACGCUCAUGCUCGGCCGGCGCAUGGGUUUUCUGGACAAAAGUGGCCAACAGCCGGAGAGAAUCCGACAACUGGCGAGUGCGGUGAAGCAGCUUUUCAUAUCACAGCGCGACUCCUACUAUGGCAUAGGACUGUGGAAGUACUUGCCAACGAAGACAUAUCGAGAGUUUGUACAUGCCGAGGAGAUUAUCUAUGACGUUAUUUCCGAGAUGGUUGAAAUGGCGCUGCAAGAGGACUACCUCACGUCGGCGAGCGAUGAAAGUGAGGCGGCUUUGCGCAGUAUAUUCUUGAAUAUACUCGAGCUAAAGGAUCUGGACAUACGUGAUAAGAAAUCGGCCAUUGUCGACUUUAUAGCGGCAGGCAUUGAAACGCUUGCCAAUACGGUGCUCUUUGUGCUCAGUUCAGUGACCAAUGAUGAGCAGGUUAUUUCGGGCAUCCUAGACGACUUUCGUGAAUAUCGUAAAACGACCAUAACAAAAGAGGCCAUUGCCAAGGCAAAUUACACCAAAGCUUGCAUACAAGAAUCCUACCGCAUUAGGCCAACAGCCUUCUGUUUGGCGCGCAUACUUGAGGAGAACAUGGAGUUGUCGGGCUAUCAUCUCAAAGCGGGCACGGUUGUGCUGUGUCAGAAUAUGAUUGCCUGCAACAACGAUGCCAAUUUUCCAAGUGCAACUGAAUAUCGGCCUCAGCGCUGGCUCGACGAGGAGGGUCAAUUCACUGUGAAUGUGCCCAAUGCGUGUAUUGUGGUGCCGUUUGGAAUUGGGAAACGCACCUGUCCGGGCAAACGAUUUGUCGAAAUGGAGGUGAUGCUCUUGUUGGCUAAGCUGUUACUCGCUUUCGAGAUCAAAUUCAAAGAGCCGCUGCAAACGGAAUUUGAAUUUUUACUUGCGCCUAAAACUCCACUAACCUUAAUCAUGCACGAUCGCAUCUACUGAGCGGCGAACGCACUGACGCAAACUCUGCAGCACUGGUGCGCAGUUACAGUGAGUCAUAGGCGCAGCAUUGUGAAUUAUUUGUAAAUUAUUUAACACAAAAAUAAUGAAGGAAAAUCAUCUUAAGUAAUUUAACAAUACCCGUUAGUGAAGGUUGUAAAUAUUUGAAAAUUUUUAUAUACAAACACACACAUACACAUAUCUACAUGCAUAGUUACAAUUGUGAGCAUUUUUGCGUAACGAAAGACUGUUUUAAUUUUAAAAUGUAUUUAUUAAUUUAAUAAGGAAAUGUUGCAAUAUUUAUCCCAAAAAUUGAAGAAAUUGUAAAUGUGUACACUAUACAUACAAACAAAAAUAUGUAGUUUGUAAAUGUAAAAAAAUAUAAAAUUUAAAUAUCAAAGCCAGAUGAACUUUAAACGUUU